Drosophila takahashii is the source of this 448-nucleotide messenger RNA. RefSeq lists its product as uncharacterized. NCBI's taxonomy places the organism in Eukaryota, Metazoa, Arthropoda, Insecta, Diptera, Drosophilidae. The record is from RefSeq and is a predicted model, not a curated record.
UCGAGUGACCUUUGUUUUCAUUCGCACUAGCAUUGUGCCUCCGAUCGGUAGUUAGUAUCUAGUUGGUUACUUAGUUAGUUAGUCACGCAGUUAGCUAGUCCAGUGGCCAGUGAAAGAGAGUAGGAAAAUGUCGCAGAUGCUCCAGCUGGACGCCUUGGUCAUGGCCAUGGCCUGUCUGUCCACCACGCAAACAGAUCUGGGCGGAGGUCUGAUGGUGCCGCCCUCCUUGGAAAAUGCGAGCUCCCAGAGUUGUCCCGUUUCGUCCUUGAGUGGCCUGACCACCCGGAUGCAGUCGCUGAGCAGGGAGAUAGACAGUGUAAAGGAGCAAAUCGGAAGUCUGCAGGAGCAGCUGGUGGAUCUGCGGAGAACGGGAAGUCCCCCGGUGGUGGCACUCGGUUCGCCCAAUGUUCUGGCCUCUCGAUUGUGGGUGUAAAUAAAAAAUAUAAAU